Aphidius gifuensis is the source of this 2303-nucleotide messenger RNA. RefSeq names its product F-box/LRR-repeat protein 12-like. The record is from RefSeq and is a predicted model, not a curated record. The transcript is spliced from 4 exons. Bases 668 to 2044 code for a protein of 458 amino acids. NCBI's taxonomy places the organism in Eukaryota, Metazoa, Arthropoda, Insecta, Hymenoptera, Braconidae. Gene Ontology annotation, molecular function: protein binding.
AGUUUCGCACUGGAAUCUUCGCAGCGACUUGAGUCGGCACGUACUUUGUAAUUUAAAUUCACCCUGGUUUGUGCUUCGUGUUGUGUCUAUAAUGUCAGCUGUCAAUUGAUGCUGAUCUUUGGUUAUGUUUACUCUGUAGUAAAAAACAAAGCUUAAAAAUUUUUUAUAAUACAAUUAAUGUAUUGAGAUAUAAAAAAAAUUAAACGAAACUUGGUAGUGAAUACCAAAUUUUUUAUUAUACAAUUAAUGUAUUGACAUAAACAAAACUUGUAGUAGUGACUACCAAAUUUUUAUAAUACAAUUAAUGUAUAGAGAUAUAAAAAAAAUUAAACAAAACUUGGUAAUAGUGAAUAACAAAAUUUUAAUGUUAUCAAAUAUAAGUGAGUUCAGAACAAAACGUUACUGUCAAUUGUUUCUGAUAUUUGGUUAUGUUUACUGUUUAGUAAAAAACAUAGAGCUUGGGAAUCUUUUUAUAAAUCCCUGUGGUCUAGAGGUCAAGGCAUUUGCCCCGAAGGCAAAAUACUCGGGUUCGAAUCCCGACGGGGGGGGGGGGAAUUUUUUCUAAGUUUCUGUUUUUUAAAAGUAUUAUAUAUCAGAAGUAUAAUAUUUUAAACAGAUAAACAAAAAUAUUAAACCAAAACUUGAUAGCAGUAAAUAACAAAUUUUAAUGUUAUCAAAUAUGAAUGAGUUCAGAAAAAAACGUAAAUUAGAGUCGGAAAACCUUUUUUAUAAAAAACGUAAGGUUACAAGUGAAAUGUCAACACCUUCCUUGAACGAAAAGAAUAAUAAGAUAUACUAUCAGCAUCAUGAUCAUUCAUACGCCAAAAAUAUAAUAUUUGAGCACGCCAAAAGUAUAAUAAUUGACAGUGUUAAUGACGAUUGUCUAGCUGAAAUAUUCAUGUAUGUGCCAGUAUGGGAAAGACCUAAAAUUGCAUUAGUAUGUCAAAAAUGGAAAAGAGCUCUUGAUUAUUCUUGGAGUAAUGUCAAAAAACUUCAACUCACUCACUGGGAACGAGCUGAGAAUCCAAAUUGUUUGAAGAAAUUUACAACACCCGAGGAAAAAUUGAGCUUUUUAAAAUCAUUGCUUAAUAAAUGUGGUCGUUAUUUAAGACAAUUAGACUUGACAGCUUAUGGUCAUAGUAACAUAGUGCCAGUUAUUAAUGAAUAUUGUCCAAAUCUCGUGGAACUUCGAUUGAGAUUCACCUAUGAGGACGAUAUACUUGAUAUCGAAUCAUAUUCACGUCUAUCUCAGCUCAAAGUACUAGCGAUUACAUUUCAACCUAAAGAUAAACGUAUAUCUGCUAAUUUAAUCGUUUCAUUGUUGGGGGUUACAGAUACAUUGACUGAUCUAAUUUUGUCCAAUUGGAACAAAAACGUUUAUAUACCUUGUGUAAUUCCAAAAAACCUAAUAAUAGUGCUUCGUCGACUGAAGGCUCUGAAAAGAUUUGAAUUUGGUGGUUUACUAAUUUUCCGAGAGUUAGAAGAGUGGAUGAUAGCUAAUCGCACAUGUAUAAAAUUUCAUCCUUAUGAUCGUUACUUAAACAAAAAUAUUAUUAAGCUAAACCAGUUAAAGAGUAUAACUAUAUUGGAUUUGUUGGGAUUCAAAGCUUCAGAUCAUUUUUUGUAUACUGUUGCCAAUACCAUAAAGCAAUUAACAAAACUUAAGGUAAAUUGUCGAUGGAUAACCAACGAUGGUGUAGUAGCCAUUUCAAAGAUGAAUAAUUUAACACAUCUUGGUUUUGCCGGCAUUAAUGACAGCAUUGAUUCUUCAUCAAUCAAAUUGCUCAAAAACUUGAUUGGAUUAGCUCUACCACGCAGCAAUAAAAUUACUGAUGAUGUAGCCAUGAAAGUUCUCGAAAAUUCACCAAAGAUGAAUAAGCUUUUUGUUCUGACCACAAGUGUUGAAUUUAUCAAAAAAGCAGCAGAAAUAUCGGAAAAUCGUAAACAACUUUUGAAAUUAGUUGUUUUUCUCAAAAUUGAUACAAAACAAUAUGAAUCUCUAUAUUUAAAAAUUAGUAUCAGUAGUUUAUUUAAAAAAGAGUAGAUAAAUGACAAAUUUUAUUGAUAACUGACUAUUAGGGGUUAUUAUCGUAUCCCAGACAACAUACUUUUUUAUUCAUUUCUUAUAGGAAAUUAAUAUCUUAUAUGGCUAUUAAUAUCAUAUUAGAUGAAAAAAAAAAAUUCAUAACUGUUUUCAAUUAAAAUACAUGUAAAAUGUAUAAUCGUAUAAUCGAUUAAAAUACAAUAUUGUAAUGUAUAUAAUUUCAUUCGAAGAAUAAAUAAAUGAACAAUUGAAAGGUUAA